Messenger RNA from Solenopsis invicta (red fire ant), 2870 nucleotides. RefSeq names its product CKLF-like MARVEL transmembrane domain-containing protein 4. Lineage: Eukaryota; Metazoa; Arthropoda; Insecta; Hymenoptera; Formicidae. Bases 286 to 828 code for a protein of 180 amino acids. The transcript has 5 exons. Gene Ontology annotation, cellular component: membrane. The record is from RefSeq and is a predicted model, not a curated record.
GUGAACGAACGAAGGUGGAAGAGGGGGGAAACGCCGCGACACACGCCGGGACGCGGAGUGGAGAUUCGAGCUUCAAGCGAACGAUCGUGUGUCAGGCCCGAGAGUUGUUUGCGACUCGCCAGUUGGAAUCGCGAGUGUCGCUGAAGGAGGCGAGGAAGGCGAAGGCGUAGCGCCGUCACGAGUGGCGACUCGCGAAAGGGAUUAAGCGAUACGCGGCGAGAGGCAGGCAGAAGAGCCGGCGGGGAGCAGUAACAGGUGGAAACAGUUUUAGAGCAACCGGACACGAUGGAUCAAGGUUUCCCGGGGCAGCACACCACCACGACCACCGUGACAACUUCCACCACGACGACUCAGCCCAAUGUGCGAUUCGAUCCGUCGUACGCAAGGACAUUGCCUGGCAUGUUAAAGGUCGUACAAGUGGUACUAAAUCUCUUGGGAUUUAUAUGCAUAACGACGUCGGCUCUCAGCAGCCACAGCCGGGGAGGAUGGUUCAAUACCGUGGCCAUGGGCGGUUUCUGGUUCACGGGGAUCCUGCUUGUCCUCUACCUGUUCCACAUUGUGGAAAAGUUCUCCAGGAUUCCUUGGCUUAAAAUCGAAUUCGUAUUCUGUACGAUAUGGACCGUUUUUUACCUUCUGGCCGCUUCCCUCGCAGCCGACUACGCACGUUACUCAGAGGCUUUCGGUGUUGCUGCGUUCUUCGGGUUUUGCGCAAUGGUGGUGUAUGGCUACGAUGCUUGGCUGAAGUUUAAAGCAGCGAAGAGCGGAGCGUUGGCACAGGGCCAGCACACGCCGAAACAAAUGUCCACCGUCAACAGCCCGGCGUAUUAGAUAUUCAGAAGAGAAGAGGGCCCACUGCAGAAUGGACCACACCGUUCGUUCGAUUGGACCGAUCGAUCGAUCGACACAUAUCGUUACCUUUGCGCGGGGCCAGUCCUUUUUGUAAUUCCGGCGCGUUUCUCUCGCACGUUCCUCUCGUGUGGAACGUCGAUGCGGCACGCACGAUGCGCGUGCGUAGCGCGUGCUCAUGCGUGCGUGUACGUUCGUUUACCCACGCCCGCGCACGUACACUACGACUUUCUUUCGUCUCUUUUUUUUGUACUCUGUAACAAGGCAAUAAUCUACACUACGCCGUAGCAUUAACUUGUACUCUAACAAGAAAACGAGAGCGACGCGGCCACGUGCGCGUGUUCUCCGCCGCCAAACAACGAUUGUUAAUAUUUUGUAAUAAUGUUUGCCGCGUCUUUGCUUUCGAUCGACUGUUAUUUAUGCGAUGAUGUAUGUGUACAUAUAUAUAUCUAUAUACGCAUAACAAGUCUGUAAACAUUGUUGAAUCCAUAUCUUAAAUUAUUGUUGGAACCGAGGCGACGCUUAAAGCAUCGUGGUAGUGGUAAACGAUGAUGCUCGGGCGCAUUCUAGUGCGAUAUCGAAUACCGUUGCGAGUGCUAGAUCUAUUUUAAUCCUCUGGGUUCUUGUUCGCAACCGGACCGGUCAAUUUUAUCUUCAACGAUUGUUUUCUACAUUUUUGUUAACGAGGCCUUUCCGGUUUCUAUCCAAGAAUCUUUAUUAAAAGAAUUUAUUAAAGAAUUUAAAUUUUAAAAGAAAUAAUUGCAUGCCAAAUAAAGUUAAUCGAAAGCGUUAUUUCUGUAUAAAAUGACCAUCCAAUAAGAAUGCGUUUGACCGUUUGCAAGCAAGGAAGGAGCAUGUGAAAAAAAUUAAGAUGCUGAGAGUUUUUUCCCCUUUAUCGUCGUACGUAGUCUUCGUAAACUGUCGUUUAGAUUUCUUAGAUUGUUCGAUAUUGCAAGCCCCUGACACAUGAAGGGAUCAAGAGUGCAGCUACGAUUACACAAAUUGUACAGGGCGGAUAGAUAGUGAGAAGAUAACGUAGCGUGAUCACGUAUACACAUACAAAUAAUAAUAAUAGACGUGUUAUUUGGCUCGCGACGAAUAUAUUUACCGCAUUCGUCAUCAUAUCGAAUCAUCAUAUCGCGUUACUCGGUACGCAUAAUCUCGCGAGAUUCUCUCUAUGUCACGAACGAGAAUAAUUCGUUGCGACAUACCGAAGAGUAGUAAUACACACUCUGUUGCGUAAGCUGUAUAUAUUUAUUAAUUUUGUUACCUUUAUUCAAGUUCAAACCUAUACAAUAUCGAUAUGUACACAACACGGUAUACUCUUGUAUCAAUGUCUAGUUAAAAAUCUGACGAGAGAUCUGAUAUGGAUAUUAUUAUGCAUAAUAAUGAUGAUCGGCGAAAUAAAGUCUCAACGUCGGUGAAUGUAUUUAACGAAAUGAAUCAUUGUUGUUUCCUAGAAUUCAGUUCGCUCCCGAUCCCUUUUCAGUGUGGGACGGACGGAUUUUGCCCGUAAAAUAUUGCGAAAGUAUUACGAAUAAGAUUAACAAUUUGCGUCGAAUUCUGUUUAUAAUUUUAAUAUUUUAAUAUAUGUGUGCAUCUUAAUGUAUAUUUCAUAUAUACAUUAAAGUAUAACAUGCUGCAUUCUGAUGUGUUGUAUUCUAUAUAUAAAUCUUCAAUUAUUUUUUGUAUUACACGGCGUAAGUUUAUUACGAGUUAUCUUUAUAAAUGAACUUUUUUUGAUUUUCGAUAAGAAUAAGGUACUAGUAUCUCGCGUGAAAAUUUCCGAUUACUUAUGUAAUUAUGUUCAUUUUCGUCGUCAUUAUGAAUAUUGUAUGAUGAAUAUUGAUUAGAUUAAGCGUGUUUCUUAUCACGCAGCGAACUAUAUUAUUGAGAACUGCCUCAAGCUCAAUGUAUUGGAGAUACGAUUAUUUUAAGCUGAUGUUAUUAAUAUCUCUUUCAGUUUAUUUUAUUUAUUAAGCCUAAUUUAUUAAGCCUAAUACACUAAAUGAUCUUACAUGGAA